UCGAUUACUUGGAGUGAUAGAAUGUACCAAUCACAUAUCCGGAAAGUGUUCAAAAGAAACAGGAACUGAAUCAUUGUUAAAUAGUUUUCGACAUUUCUGCAAGGAUCAAUUUUCAGCUUUCAAGUAUAUUUUUGAAUGUUUGGAUCUUCAUUCGACAGCAGUUUUGCGUGAAUGCCAAGAAAGAUGUAAAGCAACUCGUCAAAUACUUGGAUGGUUCUUAUACAGUUAUAUUCACUCCAUUUUACCUUUCUCAGUACCGGAAUCUGUAAUACCGGUUAGAAUUAAUAUGCAAUACUUCAAUAAGAUGAGCGGCGGUGCAUGUAGCAUAUUAUCGUGUUAUAUUAACUGCUUACGGGAAAAGUAUAACAAGCGAUGCAACGACAUUGGUGGAGAUAUGUUUUUGGAAGUACUGUUCAGACCGUUGAUAUCGUUUCAUAAAUCUUGGGCAUACAGUCCAAUAGCUACAUCAAUGUCGCUUAUUUUGCCACAAACAUGUGACUUUUUCACAACUUUAGAUCAAUUAAAUAGCUACAGGCUAGACGAAAAGACAUAUGUCAAAAUCAACAAUGCAUUACCCCAUGAUGCGAAAAAUCAAUAUGCCAAUUAUCUGAAAGGUCGUAACUUAUCCGCUAUUUCAUGGGUUCCACUUUUGAAAAGCUUACCCUUCCCGUUGAAUCAAAAAGAAUUUUCAAUUAAUCCAGCAGAAACUUCAAUACCAAUACAUAUCGAAGAGAUUGAAGAAGCAAUUGAAGAAUUUAAAGCGAUAGAUAAAUUACAACAGUUGAAACAGUAA
Messenger RNA from Cercopithifilaria johnstoni, 793 nucleotides. NCBI's taxonomy places the organism in Eukaryota, Metazoa, Nematoda, Chromadorea, Rhabditida, Onchocercidae. The record is from the annotation of a GenBank genome assembly.